Molecule: messenger RNA, 1263 nt
Organism: Nicotiana tabacum (common tobacco)
Lineage: Eukaryota; Viridiplantae; Streptophyta; Magnoliopsida; Solanales; Solanaceae
Molecular function (GO): nucleic acid binding
Source: RefSeq, a predicted model, not a curated record
AUGGCAGCUAACUACCAUGAUCAAUGUGGAGGCCUUCAAAGGGACCUUUGCAGUGGAGAGGUGAGGGAGAUUGGUAGAGAAAAGGGAGGACUAUACAUAGUCAAGAAAGAUCCAAAUAAGAAGCUACAAUUGUCAGUGAUGAAUGUAGUUGUAUCACAGGAUAAAGAGGACAACAUAUUAUGGCAUAUGAGGCUUGGGCAUGCUUUAAUAAGCACCAUGAAGAACAUGAAAUCUUUGCAAAAUAAAUUGAGUAAUGCCAACGGUCCCUACAAAAUUUCUACUCAUGACAAGAAACAGUUCUUUCUGACAAUAGUUGAUGAUAUGUCUAGAUUCACUUGGAUAUAUUUGUUGAAGUUUAAGAGUGAUGUGUUUGUUGUACUGAAAGUAUUUCUUGUUAUGAUAAGAACUCAGUUUAAUGCAAUUACAAAGAUCAUUCGUACAGACAAUGGUGGCAAGAGUCCUUUUGAGCUUCUAUAUGCCAAACCAACUGUUGUUGAGCAUCUGAAGGUGUUUGGAUGUCUAUGUUAUGCUGUGAAUCUGCCCAAAGGAGACAAGUUUAUAGCUAGAGCCAAGGCUGUUGUAUUCUUGGGUUAUUCAGUCACUCAAAAGGGUUACAAAUUGUUAGAUCUUGAGACUAAACAAUUGUUUGUUAGUCGAGAUGUGGUAUUCAAGGAGCAUAUAUUUCCUUUUCAACAAACUGCCAAGUUCUCAUAUCCCUCAUCUAUUGGUUACUCCUCCACAGCUCAUGACAUGGAGAGAUUGCAAGAUCAUGAAGUAGUGGACUAUGAAGUAUAUGAGGAAGCGUACUCAGUUGACACUCAUGAAAGAUCUGAGAACUCUGUUGAUGGUGAAGCUGAUGCCACUCAUGAUGAACCAAUAGAUGAUAUUGUCAAUAAUAAUUCUGAACCAGCUGAGGAUACUCAUGCAAUGACUAAAGGUGAAGCUGCACUUCCUCCUACACUUACAGACACACCUACAAAUAUUACUGAAGGCAUUAUUGAGACUGGUCACACAAUACCAACCUUGAGAAAAUUAGCAAGAAUUUCUAAAACACCAUUGUGGCUUCAAGAUUUUGUGACUAGUAAGAAGGAUAAUGGAGCAACACUACACACUUUAGCAGACUGCAUCUGUUAUGACCAUGUGUCAAAAAAAUAUAAGAGAUACUUGACCAAACAAUCAACCCUCACAGAACCUCAAAGCUUCAAGGAAGCAUCUCAGGAUGACGAUUGGAUCAAUGCAAUGAAAUUAGAAAUUAGGCAUUAG